UGUGAACACAACGGCUGCUGCCAGCAGCAUUGUCCCUCCCAUUGCUUUGUCGCUUGUUCCCUGCAAUCAGUAAACCCUCAGCACUGGCUACGAUGGCAGGAAGAGGGCUGUAGGUCGCACCAUUGCAAGUACGGAUGUGGUGUCAGAAGUAUAAAGUUGAUCCAGUGACCAAAGCAGGCGACGCGUUCAUUUUCGUCCCCACCACUUUCACCGGCACAAAAAGUUCAGCUGCGCUCCGUCCUUGUCGUCUCUGUCAUCGUCGUGGGCACCGGUGUCGAGCCUAGACGCUCGUCGCAUGGAUACCCAUGUCUUUGCCUCACUAGCGCAUGUCAAAAUCCUACUGGUACCAGUUGGCUCCAUAUCUCAGCCGACUUUCGACAAAUACGUCACCGAAAUUCGCAAUUUCGAGUCUAUUAGACUUGGGGAUAUACCUGUCGAUAGCAAGGAUGAACGGGCUCGGUUCAUGCCCAACCCUCUCUCGACCGGUCAUCUCCACCUGAGCUUCCCAACCUGUCCGCCUCCUACUUCACAUAUACCCCUCUCACUGCUGCGGCCGUCUCAUUUCCCAUUAGCCGUGAUUGGUAUCGCUUCAUGUGCACCUGAGGAUACCCUUCCUUCUGUCCUUGCCCAGUUCCAUGGCACCCUGCUCGACCUCUUUCCCGCGGACUUCAUCUUCCCACUUGCCAGGAGCUGUUUCGUUUUCGAAGAGGGCGACGGCCACAACAGUACGAACCUGGGCGACGGCCUUCCAGGUUUAGCCGUCAUUCCAAGCAUGAUGGGUAAUAAGAAGAUAUACCUUGGCACGCUUAUAGCCGAUUUGUGUUCGAAUGUCCUGGGGGAAUUCGGAGUUCUUGUUCAAGCUCUCGAAAGUCCGUUGGGAAACGAAUAUCUUAACUCAUCACUCUUACCGAUCCUCCCCCCUUUAUCGGAACUCCCUACACCAUUGAUUGGGAAUCGAAUACGUGAUCCUUUACCGCCUUUAUCAUCACAUAACAGCGUACCCGACAUGUCGAAGUCUGGAUUCACUCUGGCAUCAUCUCCCACCAUGAAACGAACAUCUUCUGCAGGGCAUAGGCAAUCUACUCUCACAAUCCCUGCCUCAAAGAAGCGUCUAAGUAGCAUUGGUGCUGUGUCAUCUCCCGGGCGAUUGUUCAAAGUCUUAGGCGAUUUCUUCACCCUUGCAGGCAGAACAGAAGACGCAUGUAUAUGGUAUACUGAAUCGCUUCAACUAUUCAGAGCGACUCCCGAUCCAGUGUGGCAGGCAUCCGCUUUGGAAGGUCUCGCCACGAUAUCUAUUCUUGAUUCGUGGUCAGCCGGACAUGGACUACAAACAUCUACAAGCGCCACCACCCGUGAUCCUUGGGGUGAUGUUGCCGACAAGCUGACCCAAGCAACGGCAAUGUAUUACAAGACACCUGUCGCCGACAUGGACCAUCACUCACUUGUUGCUUAUCUUUAUUGCUGUUGUGUACUUCGACAUUCUUCUCUUCUUUUCUCUGUGUGGUCCGCCAAGGGAUGGGGCCCGCUUGCUUUUACAACCAUGCUGCAACCCGGAACAACGCCUUACCUCCCGCCUACGAUAUCCCAUGAAGACCGUACUUCAUGGUCACAUUUAGAACGCUUAAGUUCAAUUUCAGGCAUCUCUCGCAUAUCCAUAGCCUCUGUUAUUGCUCAAGCUCAUGGUCCCUGGUUAUUACACUUGGACGCUAGAGAACGAAUAGGCGUUUUGGAAGCAGUGGCAGCCUUUUACUCCUGCUUGGGGUUUAGGCGAAAAGAGGCAUACAUCUUGCGAGAGGUUCUUGGGUGUAUUCUUGACUUGAUUGUCUGUGGUAGAGAUGAGGAUGGUAUCGCUAGGGCAUCGUAUAGUCCUGAUGAAGGCACACAGACUUCAGCGACAAAUGCUGCGCUGUCACCCGUGCCGAAUGACGCUCAGGUUGGGGUGAGGGUGAACGAAAGCACAGAGGGAAAUCACAGCAUUUUGAAGCUUCUCGCCUAUCUUUGCAAAGUCCUUGGUAUUGAGUUAGAUGCUGUAAGGUUCAUUGAUGUGGAUAGCACUUCGGCCUCAACAUGUGGCAAUGGGCUGGAUGACGACUGUCAACUCCGAGAGCCCUUCGGCUGGCCAGAGCUGCAGAUUGGUGUUGUCCGAGAAGCGGUGGCCGUUGCGGAGGCAUUACCAGACUAUCUGGCCGUUGCUCAAUUUGCCCUAUCCUCUCUGAAGACUCUUCAAGAUGUGUUGGAACUUGGCGAUCAGUACCAUUUUUAUACGACUUCCGCGCGAGCAUUGUUAACAGCGCGGAGACGUGGGGACACUAGAUCUAUGGAAUACUGGACAGGAAAUCCCAUCUCCGGCAUUUCUUUGGUGCCGCUACCUCUUAUCCGUCUACCGAACGAGAAACCCAUGUCCGCCCUUCGGCCCAGGUCCAGUGAAGUAAAUCCGAUUCUUACCGGAGGUAAAAACCCUUUUCUCUAUAAUCCUCGACAAGCAGCGUUUGGUCAACCGAGUCAAACUAUGGUUGUACAGAAUGAAGUGCUCGAAUUCGUGAUUGAGCUCCAGAACCCUUAUUGUUUUGAUCUCGAACUCGAUUCUCUUUCUCUCAGUACCACCGGUGUACCAUUUGAAUCCACGCCAACGCGAGUAUUGAUUCCUGCAGAAUCAAAUUAUCGCGUCGUCGUUUCUGGAAAGGCUACACAAAGUGGCACAUUGACAAUUCGUGGAUGCAUAGUCCAAGCAUUCUCAGGGGUCCCUCGCGAAUUCAUCGUUCCUCUUGCUACUGAUGAAGAACUGGAACGACAAACACGAAGACGCGGAGCACUACAAUGCGAGAUGGGCCGGUCGAAGUAUUCUGGGUUAGAUGCGUUCCCUUGGGAAAAAGCCCAGAAGCGCGAGAGCAAGCAAUUGGCAAGAUCGCCGUCAAAGUUGAUUCCCAGGUUUCUGGAAUGUAAAGUUGUUCCCGAACAACCACUUCUGCGCAUCCGACGGACGUCAGUGACGCAUGGGGCUUUGAUGUUAUAUGACGGAGAGAGAUCUACCAUACGUUUAACGGUAGAGAAUGUCUCCUCCCUGCCGGUUGAUUUCCUGAGACUGGUUUUUGACGAUUCUACAAUUGCCCCUGCUCAGCAGGUUCUCGCCGAAGGUUCGUUAUCUACCUUCGAUACUUACGAAACGGAGUACAAUCUGAUACAUCGACCACUAUUCUCGUGGAAUGAGGAUGAAAGCCGAGCUAUCGCUCCCGGGGGUAAACUGACAUUGAUUGUGAAAUGUCUGGGGAAGGUCGGAUGUACCAGCGGUACUAUACACGCAACAUAUGCGUGCAUAGAACGCAACUCGGAAACCCCCUUAGAAGUAUUUCACACUCGUCAAUUAUCGUAUCCGCUCAUGGUCACCGUGUAUCAUAUGCUGGAUUGUCAAGCAAUGGACAUUCUCCCAUUGUCUUUGCACGAUGAUGACAGUAGACCCGGGAAAUCUCAAUUGCCAAUGAGUGAUAUAUCCAGCUGGUGUUUGUUCUCAAUCGAAGUGAGAAAUUCAUAUGGGACGCCAUUCGAGGUGACUAUCGAGAGAGUACAAAAAGACGCCACAUCUGCCAAAACUUCAAGCAUCAUUGCCCCUGGUUCCACGUCCCGCCUUGUCAUCCCUUUGAGAAAGUUUUUGCUGACCCAGCAGCAUAUCUCAGAAACCAUACCGACGUUGUCUGAUAGACAAUUCGUGCUCACCGAAUCCAAGCUGUCGGAUGGGGAAGAACGAAUUCAGAAGGAGCUCUUUUGGUACCGAGAGGAAUUGUUCAAGUCAUUACAGUGUCGAUGGCAAGAGAUGGGUGGCAUUCGGUCUGGUGAUAUGUCGUUACGACAGCAACGAAUGACGAUGUCGAUGUUGAAUACCUUGCGCACGGAAACCGCGAGGAUUGACAUGUCUUUGCUGACAUUUGACGAGUCAGAGGUGCUUCAUCGAAAUGGCAAAUAUCAUCCCCAGGCAAACGAGUUCGUACACCUUCGUAUCAAAAUUAAAAAUCAAUAUGCCUCUCCCUUGAUGUUAUCAUUGGAUCUGGUUAUGGAGCCUUCUGAGCAUGUCAUCUAUGAAGGGGUCCUCAAUGAUAUACCAGUAGGGAGAUUGAAGAGCGGAGCGUCAUUCGACAUCACUAUAUCGCUAUGUUUCCUUGCCUAUGGACGCUUCACCAUUUGGGCAACAGCUAACACAUUUGGAGGGAAAUCUCGGGAAAGGAUUCAAGGAUCCGCGCAGCUUACCGCUGUCGUUAUGGAGAGAUGAUCCUGCGUACGGAAGGGACGUUAUAUUUCCCAUAGUCCUCCAAGUGCUUUAUUAGCAACAAGGCGUGUAUUUCUGAGAGCCCGUGAUCUGUAGGGAAGAGAGGUUCGCUCCGUAGAUUAAACUUGCAUAAGUAGUCCACCGGUUAUAGUAUGACUCAACAUCGCAAUGCGAAGAGAGGCUCUCAUCUUCGUAUCAUAUUAGUCAAAGUCCGAUUCAUCUUGUCUAAAAGCGGCUGAAUACGCCAGUAUCGUCCCAUAUA
Molecule: messenger RNA, 4520 nt
Organism: Guyanagaster necrorhizus
Lineage: Eukaryota; Fungi; Basidiomycota; Agaricomycetes; Agaricales; Physalacriaceae
Exons: 15
Coding region: 296-4261 (1321 amino acids)
Cellular component (GO): trans-Golgi network
Source: RefSeq, a predicted model, not a curated record